AUGUCGGACGAGAAGAAACUGCAUAUGGGAUAUCAUGGCUGGAUGAAGACAAUUCCAAAGACAUUGCAGGACUGUACGCCCAUGCGAAUCGAUGAGUCAAUGGCAGUUGUUCAUCGAAGUGAUACACGCUCGGUCUGGAAUAGUGCAGGCACUUGGGAGGAACGUGAUAAAUCGGAAUGGGCUCGUGCACGUUUGAAACACCACAUUUUGACAUCCUUUGGCUUUGAGGACGAAACACUGGGACUUGUUAUCAAAGCUACGUCUAUUGUUCAUUGUAAUGGAGACGCCAAGGUUGUAUUCAGUCGUGGGAAAAAGCGCUGUGGCUAUGAGAUGUCGGUCAAAUUUACGUGGGAAAGCAAUGAUGUCAUUACGGGCCAGAUUGAACUCCAGGACUUUGACGAUACGAAUGGCGACGAUUUUGAAGUGAUUGUUACGGUGGAUGGGAGCAGUCAGCGUGAACUGGCUGCGAAGAAGGCUGUGGUCGACAAGGAGUCGGAGCUGCGCAAACUGCUUGCGCUAUGGAAGGAGGAGUUGCUGCAGCAAUAG
Peronospora belbahrii is the source of this 546-nucleotide messenger RNA. Lineage: Eukaryota; Oomycota; Peronosporomycetes; Peronosporales; Peronosporaceae. The record is from the annotation of a GenBank genome assembly.